Molecule: messenger RNA, 3132 nt
Organism: Cucurbita maxima (winter squash)
Lineage: Eukaryota; Viridiplantae; Streptophyta; Magnoliopsida; Cucurbitales; Cucurbitaceae
Product: pentatricopeptide repeat-containing protein At4g28010-like
Exons: 2
Coding region: 108-2303 (731 amino acids)
Molecular function (GO): protein binding
Source: RefSeq, a predicted model, not a curated record
GUUCAAAUUUUGCACAUUCUUGGCGCAGCUUUUCCGUUUGGGUUUAUCAUGAUUCAUGAACUCUGAAAAUAUCAUUUCGAAACGAAUUGGAUUUCGUUACAAGAAUCAUGAAUGCUCAAGCUCAUCUUCUCAAACGCUGCCCUGUUGGAGUUCUUCGCAUCCACUACAUUCAGCCAUUUUCUUCGAUCCCUUUGCCAAAUUCUGUUUCCGAUAUCGAUUCCCACUUAAUUUCCCUCUGCAAAAAUCUGACUCCACGAAACGCCAACGAGGCGCUUUCUGUCUUUCACAAUGCCAUCGCUUCUAAUUCUCUUCCUUCUGGAUUAACCUGCAACGCACUCAUGGCUGCUCUCACGAGGACGAGAAAUUACGAAAUGGCUUUAUCUGUCUAUGGUAAGAUGAGUUUUGAAAAUGUGUUCGUAGGUUUCAGAUCACUUUGUUGUUUAAUCGAAUGCUUUGUUUAUACUCGUGGGGUGAAAUUUGCCUUUGGGGUUGUGGGAUUGAUUAUCAAGCAGGGUUAUAUUGUUAGUACAUUUGUUUUCAAUGUUAUGCUGACGGGAUUGUGUCGAAUUGGUGAUGUGGAGAGAGCAACGGAGUUGUUUCAUGAAAUGAAAAGGUUUUGUGUAUUACCAGAUGUGAUUAGUUAUAAUGUGCUAAUGAAUGGACUCUGCAAGAAUGAGAAAUUUGAAGAAGCGCUUCGAUUUCUCGAAGAAAUGGAGGCGAUAUGCCAGCCAAAUAUGGUGACAUAUACAACCAUGGUGGAUGGGCUUUGUAAGGGUGGAAGAUUAGAUAUAGCUGAGGGUGUAUUGGACAGAAUGAAGAAGAAGGGAUUGCAGGGGGAUGUUGUUAUGUAUAGUGCUGUUAUAAGUGGUUUUUGUAACAAUGGGAAUUUCUCUAGGGGAAAAGAACUCUUCAAUGAGAUGCUAGAGAUGGGAAUUUGUCCUAAUGUAGUUACAUAUAGUUGUUUGAUGCAUGGUUUAUGUAAGGAAGGGCAAUGGGAAGAAGCGAAGGCAAUGUUGAAUCAUAUGACAGACCGUGAUAUUUGUCCCGACGUUGUCACUUAUACAUGCUUGAUUGACGGGCUUUGCAAAAACGGGAGAGCUAAGCAAGCGUUGAACAUAUUAAAUCUGAUGCUCGAGAAAGGUGAAGAACCUAAUACUAUCACUUAUAAUGUUUUGAUAGAUGGUUUGUGCAAAGGGGGACUAAUAGAGGAGUCCUGUAAAAUCUUGGAUAUGAUGAUAGAGAAGGGGAAGAAGCCUGAUAUUAUUACUUAUAACACUUUGCUCCUAGGACUUUGCAAGGAUGGGAAGGUUGAUGAAGGAAUUAAACUUUUUAAUUUGACAUUGAAGGAUAAAUGCUAUGUUAGCCCUAAUGUUGUGACGUUUAAUAUGCUGAUUCAAGGGCUCUGUAAUGAAGGUCGUGUUGAGGAGGCCGUGGAGGUCUAUAAUACAAUGAGUGAACAUGGAAUAGCUGGGAACUUGAUGACUUUCAAUUUUCUAAUCGGAGGUUAUCUCGAAGCGGGAAUGAUCGACAAGACUAUGGAAACAUGGAAGCGUGUAAUAAACUCGGGAUUUGCUCCUAAUUCAAUUACCUUCAGCAUAAUGAUUAAAGGACUUUGUGGCUUGGGUAUGACUAGCAUGGCUAAAGGACUUUUUGGUAGAAUGAAUACACACGGGCCUAGUCCAACCGUGAUUGAUUACAAUACAUUGAUUUCAUCCAUGUGCAAGGAAGGGAGUUUAGACCAAGCUAAGAGUUUGUUUCAAGAGAUGAGUAAUGUAAAUCUAGAACCGGAUAUUGUUACAUUCAAUACCAUAAUCAAUGGGUCUCUAAAAGCCGGGGAUUUGUCAUAUUCCAAAGAACGACUAAUGGACAUGAUUGGAAAAGGCUUAGCUCCAGAUGCUUUGACAUUUUCAACGUUAAUCAAUCGAUUAUCGAAAAUUGGUCAGAUGUGUGAAGCUAAGAUUGUUUUUGAGAAAAUGAUUGCUUGUGGUUUGACUCCGGAUGCGUUCGUAUAUGACUCCUUACUAAAGGGAUUUAGUUUGAAUGGUGAAACUAAAGAAAUUAUUGACGUGAUCCACCAAAUGUCCGAAAAGGGUGUCACUCUUGACCAAGAAUUAACUUGCACCAUCUUAACAUGCCUUUGCCAGAGUUCAGAUCUUCCUGAUAUCUUGGAGUCUUUGCAAAAAUUUUCCCAUCCAACGUCAGAUGGAAACCAAAUGACAUGCCGUGAAUUGUUAGUGAGCCUCGAGAAAUCUUAUCCAGAGCUUAAGUUAGCAGUCGAAAAUUGCAAUAAUGGCCCGAGAUAAUUCCUGUUCUAAGCGAGUUCUUUCUUCUUGCUAUUCCUUGUUCUCAAGGUUCACCUCCCAGGAUUCUUUUUCAAAUUUGCAGUUCAGCGGGGAUGUGCUCAUGGUGCUACUAAAGCAUGGUGGACUGAUGGGAGUGAGCGUGGUUCAACGGUGGAUUGCUUUGACAUUGACGGAGAUGACCUACAGUAUGGAGCCUUCCAUAUAUCUAUAGGAAUGGAAGAAUAUAUUCAGUUCUACUUCUAUCAGCACUCUUCUGGGGAGAGUUCCGUUGCUCGCCUUAUAUGAGCAUCUCAUGAGAUAGGCUAUAUUGUGGAAAGGUCCCAUCUACUUACCCGGUUGAAAAUAUUCGUCAUAGUUCAAGCUUACUGCUAGCACAUAUUGUCCUCUUUUAACUUUUCCUUUCGGAUUCUUCCCAAAAUUUUAAAAUGUGUCUACUAUGGAGAGGGUCUAGUACUACUCUGACUAGUGGCUCGCACCAUCCAGUGACUCGCUUUGGUACCAUUUAAAACCUCGAGAGGAAGCCCUUGAACGGAGAGUCCAAAGAGGACAAUAUUUGUUACCGGUGAGCUUGAGUUAUUACAAACGGUACAAGAGAGCUAGCGGUAAACUUAGAAACGGUUAAAGGUGAUCAAUGCUUUCUACUUUCUUUUCAGAAGGGAGAUGAAAAACUCGGAGUUGCUUAUACAUUUACUUUUACAUGAAUUGCUCAAGCAUGAAAAUUGGCUUGAUUGUCUGGAAGGAAGCAGCUUGACAAGGGUUGAUAGAGAUUUUGAUCGACCUGUUUUAACCUCUCGUGUUGCAUCGAGGGAAUGAACUUGAGGUCUGUUUG